Molecule: messenger RNA, 5590 nt
Organism: Solea solea (common sole)
Lineage: Eukaryota; Metazoa; Chordata; Actinopteri; Pleuronectiformes; Soleidae
Product: gamma-aminobutyric acid receptor subunit beta-2-like
Exons: 10
Coding region: 304-1875 (523 amino acids)
Biological process (GO): monoatomic ion transmembrane transport; nervous system process; signal transduction
Cellular component (GO): GABA-A receptor complex; membrane; neuron projection
Molecular function (GO): extracellular ligand-gated monoatomic ion channel activity; GABA-A receptor activity; neurotransmitter receptor activity
Source: RefSeq, a predicted model, not a curated record
CCCUGUCAUAAAAUUGCUGCUUCUUAGACACUCACACUUAAUACUAAAAAAAAACAAAAACCCGGGGAGACACCUGUGUCCACCUUAGUGACUUGUAGACUCGGUUCCCCUUUAAAUUCGCCAGGCUGGGUUCAACCUCCUCAGCCACUAUACCAUCAGCAGCGGCAGCGCAGCAGCGGCAGCGCUGCUUCUUGAUGUUGUUGUCGGGAAUACGCAUGCGCCCGGCAUUGGAAUUACUGCACUGGAAAGAAUAAGUUGGACACCGUCGGUCCUCACUAAAAGAAAAAGGCACACAACUUAAGUAUGGCGGUGUUCAGAAGAAGGAGAAUGAGGUGUUUAUGCGUCUGGUUGUUCCCCCUCUUAGUUGCCGUGGUGUGCGCCCAGAGUGCCGGUGUCAGUGACCCUAGCAAUAUGUCUUUGGUUAAAGAAACGGUGGAUAGACUGUUGAAAGGUUAUGACAUACGACUGAGGCCAGAUUUCGGAGGUGCUCCGGUUGGAGUGGGGAUGAAUAUAGACAUUGCCAGCAUAGACAUGGUAUCAGAAGUAAAUAUGGACUACACUUUGACGAUGUACUUCCAGCAGGCCUGGCGAGACAAGCGGCUGUCGUACUCUGAGAUCCCGCUCAAUCUGACCCUAGAUAACCGGGUGGCUGACCAGCUCUGGGUCCCCGACACCUACUUUCUCAACGACAAGAAAUCGUUUGUCCACGGUGUCACAGUGAAAAAUAGAAUGAUCCGCCUGCACCCUGAUGGCACCGUACUGUACGGCCUAAGGAUCACGACCACUGCUGCUUGUAUGAUGGACCUAAGAAGAUAUCCACUCGAUGAACAAAACUGCACGCUCGAGAUAGAGAGUUAUGGUUACACUACUGACGACAUAGAGUUCCACUGGCGAGGAGGACACAACGCCGUGACGGGGGUGGACAAGAUUGAGCUCCCCCAGUUUUCCAUUGUGGAUCAUAAGCUUACCUCCAAGAAUGUUGUCUUCUCAACGGGUUCUUACCCUCGUCUGUCCCUGAGUUUUAAGCUGAAGAGAAACAUUGGGUACUUCAUCCUGCAGACAUACAUGCCUUCUAUCCUCAUUACUAUCCUCUCCUGGGUCUCAUUCUGGAUCAACUAUGACGCUUCUGCUGCCAGAGUGGCUCUAGGUAUAACGACGGUGCUCACCAUGACUACCAUUAACACCCAUCUGAGAGAAACUCUCCCCAAGAUCCCCUACGUCAAGGCCAUAGACGUGUACCUCAUGGGCUGCUUCGUCUUCGUCUUCCUGGCUCUCCUGGAGUACGCACUGGUCAACUACAUCUUCUUUGGACGGGGCCCUCAGCGGCAGAAGAGGGCGGCCGAGAAGAUAACCAUAGCAAACAAUGAAAAGAUGAAGAUGGAUCCAAAUAAGUGGCUGGUGGGGAACGUGGUCGGCAGAGACGACACUCUGUACGCCAGAAUGACGCAGAGGGACCUCGACGGUCACGACUCAAUGUGGGAACCGAUCUUUGUGGACGACGCGGCGAUAGGACUUGGCGAUCAAAAGAACAGGAUGGACCCCCAUGAAAACAUCCUUUUGAGCACCCUCAAGAAUGACAUGGGUGUUUCGGAGCUGGCUCUGGGUCUCAAUGACCCGCGGAACACCAUGCUGAAAUACGACAGUUCGACUUUACAGUACCGCAAAGCCGGGCUGGCCAGGCACAACUUUGGCCGCAACACACUGGAGCGCCACAUGACUCAGAAGAAGAGCCGACUACGGCGACGCGCGUCACAGCUAAAGAUCAACAUCCCAGACUUGACUGACGUAAACUCUAUUGACAAAUGGUCAAGGAUGAUCUUCCCAACCGUCUUUUCCUUCUUCAACAUCAUUUAUUGGCUUUAUUACAUCAAUUAAAAACAAGAGGAACACCAGUGAUAGCAAAGUAUUUCCCUCAUUUGUUGUUUGUAUCUGGUUUGUUUGAUUUUUACGUGAUCCUGUAACACUGGACUGAAUUACUACUGUAUAUUCAAGACUGGAUCCAUAUCUUGAACCUCCACACUUGCUGGCUAACACACGACAACCUUGUAGAAGAAAGAUUACAAUCAUAUAAGGUGCCUGUUCCUAAAUAAUUGUUUUAAAAAUUUUACAUAUUUUGUCAAUGGUGUACUCUGACAUGAGUUUAAAAUGUUGGUUUGCAUAUUUUUGUAUGUUUUUAUUAUGUUAGACUUACAAUAUACUUAAAUCAUUGCCAAAAUAUCAUAGUGAGAUACAAUUUUAACAAUUUAAACGAUCCUUAACAUUCACAGAAACGUGCUGAUGAAAGUUUUCUCUGGGCUUGAAUACAAGUAUAUAAAUUUAUUUUUUUCCCCAGUUCAUAAACAUCUCAGUGAGGAAGCAUUAAGUAUUAUUAAUGAAGAUCACGAGAAUGCUUCCAGGUUUUAAUACAGACUGCACUCAAGAAGCCUGUUGAACGUCAAAACUGUCAUAAUGUAAAGACGCAUGAGACUAAUAUGGCCGAUCUGGAUUGUUAUUACUGUGUUUUCUCCCCACUGUGUCAUGUUUUAUAACAAAGUAAAGAUGGAAAAAGAGUAAGAAAAAAAACAAAUAUUUGUCUUAAAUAAAAUGUACUUAUAUAUUAUACUAACUUGAAUUAUAACUAAACUAAAUUAUUAACACGGAAUUUUGUCCCAAAGCACAUUUUACACGUCUUUGGGGAAAGACCUUAUUCAGAGAAAGUAGUUUAGUCUUAAAGUAAAUGUAAAUAUCACAUGUAUAGCAUUAAUUAUAAGGAAAAAUAUGAGCUUCACAUGAUUUGUUAUAUUAUAUUUUUUUUUAUAGCUCUAUUCUCACUUUCCUGUAUUAACAAGACAGAUGAAAACUGUCGAAGAGGCUCAGCAGCUAUGAUUAGUCUGUCACGGUUCAACAAGGCGACAGACAACGAGAAGCUAAAUUUAAUUUAUUAGUUCACAGAAAGACAAGGGUGCAUAAAAAGCACAACAAACAUCAAAUAUCAGGUGAUAGCUCCGCAUCUAUUAUUUAUUAUGAGUUUAAAAUCUACUUGUUUACGGAUUUGAAAAGAAAGCAAUGACAUUGAUGAUAAAAAGCUGUAAAAAGCCCACGUUAUAAAUGCAGAUUCUUUACAUCUGAUGUUGUACAAAACACUUUGCACACACGUUCUCAAAGCCAUAGAGGCUGUAUCGUAGUUCUUUUCUAAUACCUGGUGCUUAUCGUGGCUGAGGGGAAUUGUUACUGACGUGACAAUUAUGAUUACAAUUUGCCGUUUAGUUACAAAACCUAAAAAAUACAACUAGGGCUGUAAUACACAAGAGAGUCAUACACCACUGUCCGUGUGAAUGGACUGCUGUUUCUCCUCGGUGAAUUCAAGAACUCAAUAUAAAGUUGUGGUUGGAGUUCAAAUUGGAGGAGCUAAAACUGUGAGAGGUUCGUUUAAAGUUGUGCCAGUUUUGUUCCAAAAAUAUAACAAAAUAACAAGGAUCUAACACAAAGGAAUCGUGACCAUUUGUUGAUUGUAGGUGUGUGGGACCAAUUACACGAUAAUACUUUAAUUAUUUACUUACAGUUAUGUCUCAUCGCAUCUCUUUCCCACUCACGUGUUCCAUUUCAUGUGUGUUCUUGUGUUGAAUCUACUUCAUUUAAACAUGAAUAUAGAAGUAAUUACAUUUUAUAAAAAAAAAAUGUAUGUCGAUUGGUAUUGCAAAUAUUGUAUUAAAAUAGCAUUUAUGCAACAGUUACAACUAUUUUAGUCUACUGUCCAACAAGUGACAGGUAAAACUCUGAAUAUCGUACACAAAUCUAUAAAUAAACCGUUUGCACAAUGUGCUGGAAUUUGGCGACGGCACAUGGUGAGGAAAUUAAGUAAUAAUGUCAAAUAUUGUUGAAAAAAAAAUGCAAGUUUUGAGUUCUCUGAGAAAAUCCUGAAGUUAAAAUCUCAUCCAGUAUUUCACCAAGAAUGUAUAUAUGAAUUGGUGUUUAUUAUUCUUGUAAAUAGCUAUAUGCUUUCUAUUGGAAAGACAGAGGGACAAAUUUCAAUAUAAUUUAUAUUAAAAUGAAUACAGAAUGCAGUGGGUGAUGUGAAACCAUGUAAAUAGUUUUUGUUUUACAGUGUCACUUUUUGUUUUUUUGUUAUUUUGUUAUUUUGUCCAAGCACUUUUCGUUUGUUUUGCCAAAAUGUUCAUGAAUGUAUUUGAUAUUCUUUUGCAGCAAUGUGUCAGCAGAGGUGUAACAGUUUUUUUUGUUGUUGUACCAAUGAUCAGCUAAUUACAGAUUUCAGAAACACACACUCACAUAAAAAUGGGUCAGGUGAUAAAGAUGCCUUUUGUAUCAUCCCCUAAAUUCAACCAUCUCAGGUCAGCACAGUUCACACCAUAGACGUUCACCACAACCUUCAAUUUAAACCCAAAUAUUGUAUUUAAGGAAAAGUACCUUAGUGAGCUUCUAUCAGAUGUCUCCCCUCUGUCAUUUAUUUACUUUUCUCGGUUUAAUUUAAGUCCCGUUAAAACCAUAUAGCCAACAGUGCUCAUACAGUUAUUGCUCAGUAUAGGUAGAAUUUAAAAGAAAAUAUUUAAUCAUAUUUAAUCAAUAAUUUAAAGUCAUUAAGGUACUUAAUCCACCAUAGCCAUAGAAAGAAUAAAACUUCCCAAUAUAAAUAUAUUUCUUAAUAUUCAGAAUAAUACUGUAUGUAGUAUGAUGUGUGUGUGUGUGCGUGUGCGUGUGCGUGUGUGUGCGUGUGUUGGCCAGAGUUUUCCAAAGCACACCGCUAACUGGCAAGAAAGGCCUGCUUCAUGAGUUCUACACUUUGAUGUGUUUGUACUUCACAGCGCUGUUUUGUUUCAUAUACUGUAUUUUUAUAUUUCUAUACUCCUGUGUAAAAAAAAAAAAGAAAGAAAGAAAAAUGCACACUGCUGUUUGUUUAAAAUCCUUGUAAGUCCAAUUUUGGCAAUUUUCACAUUUAUACUAUACAGAAUAAUUACCUUGUCUACUGGGGAUUCUGGAGAAAAAAAAAGAGAUGGCAUUUAUGUUUAUGAAAAUGUUUCAUUGUCCCACAUAUGAAGUUAAAAAAUACAGGUUGUAAACAGUUGGCUUUUCUGAAUUCUUGGAAGGCACGGUUUUUCAGAAGUUUUCCAUCAGACAGACUUUUUUCCGGAGAGCAAGGACAGACUGAUACUCUAACGGCCUGAAAUGACAAAUGUUGGUGACAGAGUAUGUUUGCACACACUCACAGAAGAAGCCUUAGCCUCCCGCUGCCCUGGACUUCACACCUCGCAGCAUCAAUCCUCUUUACCCUUUCAACACCUUCCACCUUGAGAAAUCCUUGUAUGUGCCACACUCACACGAGCAUUCCCACAGAAACCCUGGACUGUAUGCUUCGUACAGAUGAACCAUGUAAAAGUCAGUGUUCCAUCUUUACUAUGAAAACUAUGAAAAUGAAUACAUUGUCAAAUAAAUAUUGUAUACAGUUCUAAAAUCUGCAGGUGUUUAUUAAGUGGUAUCACCAGUUUAGCAUCUCAUGGUAAACAUCAUCGUUCAAUAUUGAAAAUGCAAGGUUACUGUGUAAAUGAGAGCAGUUUAUCUUGUCCUCAUGUUCAUUGUAAUCACUUACAAUGAUAAA